ACUUGAGCGCACAGACUCUAUAGGAUACGCUAUUAAAAACUACUCUUCCCAGAGAAACAAACAAGCGAGCGAUAGCCAUUGGACGAUCUCUGGAUAAAAUCUAUAUUCCUGGACAAUCCGAUCGCGCUCUUGACGCGCUCUUACACGCGCGCACAUGCAUCGCAUCGUUAUGAGCAUGCAAAACGUAUAUGAUGUUGCGUUUCCAUCUCCACCUAUUCUCGGAGCCGACACGGAAAGGCGUUUCUUCUUGUGUGAAGUGUCUGUUUUACCGCAAUGGUAUUUCAGUAGCUCUCCAGUUCCACACGAGAGCUACUGACCCUAGAGAAAAGGGUGGUGCCGCGCACUGACACAGUCCAUGCGCGUUCACGCGUUUAUCUGGAGCCGACUGAGCAGACAAGAACCGAGCAGAGCAGGUGUGCGCUUCUAGUGCUGGAUUCAGACCUCCUCUCUGUCAUCUCUGACUUUGAUGGACUUACAUGCGGCGCGUUAGUGCGUAACUACGGGCUCUUGGUUCUGGUGGAUGACUUCAUAUGCGUGUUUAUUGCUCAGGGUGAAAGUGUCCUUCUUCAGAAUACAGUUGGGUGGAGAUCUUCAUCAUGAACACAGGUAGUGAAUCUCAGUCAUCAGACUCAGAUGCCUGGCGUUCACGUAGUGUGUCUGAGGAUUUGAGGAAUGGAGAUGCCAGCAGCUCUUCCUUGACUGCUAAAGGCUUUCGUAGUGUCAGACCCAACCUGCAGGACAAGAAAUCACCCACACCGGUCCCUCUACCACCCCCUCGGAGAGAGAGCUAUCAUGUGAUUCCUAACCCCCCCUCUUACAGCACCCUCCCAAUGCUGUUAGGCUCCUCUCUCUCUCCCUCAAAGAGUGAUGAUAUUGUUACCACAGGCUCUUACACCAUCAAACCUAGUGCCACCUCCUCAUCCUCAUCCUCCUACUCCUACUCCAAGACCACCCGAACCUCAACUACCACCUCUGGUGCUCCCCUUGAGGAGCCCCCCCUCUUCCAACAGGCUAAUGCUAACAAUUUCAUCACUCGGAUUCUGGAAAGCAAAUUGUCCUCAGCAAAAUUCACCACUGACCACCUUAAUGCAAACUCACAGGCUAAUGCUAACAAGCUUAUAAUAAAUAAAUCUGACCCUAAAUCUAAAACUAAGCCAUUCACGAAAAGUACAUGUGCUAGUUCACUCCCCACUCCUCCACAGCAAGACUCCAUUGGCACUUCAGAAACACACAUAGCAUCUCUCUCCAUCCAGUUAGCUCCCCGCAGUCCCGAACCCGUACCCCAACCACAGACCCAGUCAAGGCAUGAGACUGAAUCCAGGACAAAUUCACUGGACCAAGCUGACUCCACGCAACCCCCUCUUGUACCACCAAGACCAGCAGGCAUUGUGGUGCGUGAGGUUUCCCCAGUAAGAAGGUGCACCGGAUCACUCUCCUCUGGACUGCCCUCUCCAGACCCGUCGCCACAUCGGUCACCCUAUAGCAGGGCCAGUCAGGACUCCCCUGACUUCCUUUCAGGGCAAUUGCACAAGGCCCUCUCGCCAAAACCCUACGCCCCUCUGGAACGUUCUGAGCUAAUGUCUGCCUCUCCUGCCCUGUCACCAGUAACCGUGUCAGCGCUGAGCCAUUAUUCAUCAUCCACGGUUGGGCUGGAGGAGCUGCAGAUCUGCGGCAUUGACUCCUCCCCCGCGGCCACGCCCACCCCAUCCCCCACACUCAGUCACGCCUCCAAUGCCCCUGACGAGGUCCCCAACUUUGCUGCCACAGGCACUAACGGUCAGAUGGCAAUGAACGGAAGCUCUCACUCUCAAAGACCCUUUUCUCCACCUACAUACCCACCUCCUCCCCCAACCCUAAGCCCAGGCCUGGUAAAGUUCCAGCAGGCUCAAAGUUCAGAGGGUUCAGAGACAAUGAAGAGAGAAACUGUGGUCUCUGGUCAGACAGUGAUCAGUAGUUCUGUGCCCAUUGCUCGUUUCUCAGAGGAAGAGAAGAAGGUGUCCAUCAUAAAAGCACCCCAUUACGAAGGCAUCGGACCUGUGGAUGAGUCAGGCAUUCCCAUCGCCAUCCGUACGACUGUGGACAGACCCAAAGACUGGUACAAGACCAUGUUCAAACAGAUCCACAUGGUUCAUAAACCAGAUGAUGACUAUGCAGACACUUAUAAUGCCACAUAUGCCGUCAUAAACAACGACAACAACACCACUGUCCUUGUCCACCCUCCCCCUCGAACACACACCUACCGGCCUCUUUCCAGAAAUACCUCAGAAACUCCAGAUGGUGCUGCCCAUAGGGAGCUCUCACCAUCACCUGUGCCCCCACCACCCCCUCCAAUGCCCUCACUCCUCCAGCUCCGCUCGCGAGACAUGGACAAAGAGAAGGAGCUUUCACACGACCCAAAUGAGUGGGGUCCUUCAGAUCGUAAAGUGGACACGCGUAAAUACCGGGCAGAGCCACGGAGCAUCUUUGAGUAUGAACCAGGCAAAUCCUCCAUUCUUGAGCAGGAAAGGCCAACGUUUGAUUUAAACCCAGAUGACAUAGAUUUAGAGAACGAGCCUUGGUUUAAAUUCUUUUCCGAGUUGGAGUUUGGACGGCCGCCUCCUAAAAAGAGGCUGGAUUAUAAUCCUGACUACUCCACACAUGCUGUGGCGCAGUCAUCCCUCAAUCUCUCGUCUGCCGAACGGCCUGACAGGCCCUCAAGUCCUGCAAGUGACUAUAGGAAAAGACGAAAGUCAGAGCCAUCUGUCACUCAAGCCAACACAGGAAGUGAACAGAAUGUCCGCCCUCUGGACUCACAUAAAGCACAUACACUGAAGAAGCCUACCAUACGUUCCUCCCCCUCCUCACCUUCCAGAGUCAAAGAUCAGGGCUCUGAUACAGGUCGUCUCACACCACAGAGCAGAAGACCCACACCAGAAAAAGAGAAACAGUCUGCCAGGGCUAUUUAUGAUUUUAAAGCUCAGUCUGCCAAGGAACUUUCUUUUAAGAAAGGUGAUGCAGUGAACAUCAUCAGACAAAUUGACAGUAACUGGUAUGAAGGCGAACACAGAGGACGGAUUGGGAUUUUCCCCAUCUCAUAUGUGGAGGUGGCAUCCCCAGAGCGGAGGCAGCCAGUCAGGCCUCCUCCCCCAGCUCAGGUUCAAGAGAUGGGUGAGGCCAUAGCGCGAUACAACUUUAAUGCUGACACUAAUGUGGAGCUUUCGUUAAGAAAGGGGGAGCGAGUGAUUCUGUUAAGGAAGGUGGAUCAGAAUUGGUAUGAAGGAAAGAUUCCUGGCUCAAACAAGCAGGGCAUAUUCCCUAUGUCCUAUGUCAAUGUGAUCAAGGGCUCUCCAACCAAGAGCCCCAGUCACCAAGGAGACACGCACACAAACAAGGCACAGAAGAAAAUGAUGCAGGAUGCUGUGCAUGCAGGUAGUGACCCGUUUCAAGCUGUGUACAACUAUGUGCCUCGUAACGAGGAUGAGCUGGAGCUGAGGGAAGGGGAUGCUGUUGAUGUCAUCGAGAAAUGUGAUGAUGGCUGGUUUGUUGGUACUUCUCGAAGAACCAAGUUAUUUGGAACGUUCCCAGGAAACUAUGUUAAACCGCUUUAACAAAGAGGAAACAAUGGCACAAAAACGGCCACUCCAGUGCCUACUGUGUAGGGCCAAUGUGGCACCUCACCAUUGAGAAAGUGUGUGUGUCUAUACGUUUGUAUGUGUGUGUUCAGCUCUGCAAUUUCUGCGCAGAAAAACCACUGACAAUUAUUUUACUUUGAGCACUUUGAUUUUGUGCCAUCACACAUUCUCCUUGCUGUUUCUUCAUCUGCUAUUCUGACAACAGCACAAUUGUUAAUGUUUUACCUACUGUUUAGGCAUUACAGUAUGUUAUUUUCCAGGAUGAGGUAGCUCAGAGUUAGGAAGGUAAUAAUACACACAGUCAUGGUAUUGAGGGAGGUCAUCAGAUCAGUAAAUAUAUGAUGCUGAGUAGAGAGCUCAGACAUCAGUGUUAGACUAAGUAUGUAUGUACCAGUAUAUUUUGUGUGUGUGUGUGUGUGUGUGUGUGUGUGUGUGUGUGUGUGUGUGUGUGUGUGUGUGUCUGUGUGAGCGUGUAUUUAUCACUUUGUGGGGACCAAAUGUCCCCAUAAGGAUAGUAAAACCCGAAAUUUUUGACCUUGUGGGGACAUUUUGUCGGUCCCCAUGAGGAAAACAGCUUAUAAAUCAUACUAAAUUAUGUUUUUUGAAAAUGUAAAAAUGCAGAAUGUUUUCUGUGAGGGUUAGGUUUAGGGGUAGGGUUAGGUUUAGGGGAUAGAAUAUAAAGUUUGUACAGUAUAAAAACCAUUAUGUCUAUGGAAAGUCCCCAUAAAACAUGGAAACACAACAUGUGUGUGUGUGUGUGUGUGUGUGUGUGUGUGUGUGUGUGUGUGUGUGUGUGUGUGAGCGUGUAUUUAUCACUUUGUGGGGACCAAAUGUCCCCAUAAGGAUAGUAAAACCCGAAAUUUUUGACCUUGUGGGGACAUUUUGUCGGUCCCCAUGAGGAAAACAGCUCAUAAAUCAUACUAAAUUAUGUUUUUUGAAAAUGUAAAAAUGCAGAAAGUUUUCUGUGAGGGUUAGGUUUAGGGGUAGGGUUAGGUUUAGGGGAUAGAAUAUAAAGUUUGUACAGUAUAAAAACCAUUAUGUCUAUGGAAAGUCCCCAUAAAACAUGGAAACACAACGUGUGUGUGUGUGUGUGUGUGUGUGUGUGUGUGUGUGUGGAGUAAUAGUAUUAAGGUUAAUAGCAAUAGAGAUCACUGAUAAGAUAGAUGAGAAUAGAUCAUUUUAUUUAAAUGAACUUACUUAUUUUACUGACAUGUCCAUUCCCCUUGUGUAAUACACAGAGUUUGCUCUUGUGUGGCCAAAAUUGGAAAGUGUUAAUACAUAAUGGAUAGGAACAGAGGUAACUGUAAGUAAAUUAUACUUUUUCCAUAAAAAAAAAAAAAAA
Xyrauchen texanus (razorback sucker) is the source of this 4953-nucleotide messenger RNA. RefSeq names its product sorbin and SH3 domain-containing protein 2-like. The transcript is spliced from 24 exons. Bases 597 to 3587 code for a protein of 996 amino acids. NCBI's taxonomy places the organism in Eukaryota, Metazoa, Chordata, Actinopteri, Cypriniformes, Catostomidae. The record is from RefSeq and is a predicted model, not a curated record. Gene Ontology annotation, cellular component: plasma membrane. Gene Ontology annotation, molecular function: protein binding.